Caenorhabditis auriculariae is the source of this 2833-nucleotide messenger RNA. The record is from the annotation of a GenBank genome assembly. NCBI's taxonomy places the organism in Eukaryota, Metazoa, Nematoda, Chromadorea, Rhabditida, Rhabditidae.
AUGAGUGAGAACUCGAGUAGUCAUGGUCACGCACAGCGUUUGAUGCAGCUGGAGAACUACGCGACGCGGAUCGCCGCCACGAAGGCCCUACUUCGUUCCAACUCCGAGCAGGUCCCCCAGCUCCCCCUUGGCUGUUCUUCAACAAGUUUCAGGCUCGCGACGAGGUUGCCAGCGCUGUUUCCGCGCAGAUUUCUCUAGUUCGCUCACGCGAGCAACAGCUUCUGGCAGAACUCUGCCGCGUUCAUCGUGCCAAGGAGGCCAAGAUUGCUGAGAAACAGAAGCUUUUAUAUCAACACAUCGGUUAAUUUUCAUCGAAGUAGAACAAUUAUUAAUAUUUCUUCAAGGCAGACCACUUUAAGAACAUAAUUUAGGUAUUACUAAACUUUAAAAAGAAAUUUUUAUUGGCAUCAAUAAAAUUAGCUAUAGAAAUAAGAAAAGAAUAUAUAAAAUGUUUAAGACCCUUUCAUUCUCAAAAUCAUUCAUUCUUUUUUGUAAAAUAAACUUCAAGAUAUUAUGUUAUCAAAGCUCAAGGAAAGCAUAAAUAUUUAACUUUUUCACUAUUUUCAGGCGCAUGUCAACAAGCCAUCGAAACACUGCGACAAAACAAAGACGCUAAUCCGAUAGCGCCUCUGCCUGAGUUUUGAUCAACUGCACUACCUUCUUCAUUUGUGGUUUCUAGACUGAACGGUCUCAACCUCAAUGAGCUGGAGGACGUCCGCGUCGAGUUUGAAGCCGAUCUUCUGGCCGUUCGCCACCAACUCAACCGUUUUGGAAAGGUCAAUAGCGGGCGCAAGUGCUCACGCAGGCCUCCGCAAACGGUUUGAAUCUUUCAAAUCUUCGAUUUCAUCACAAAAUGUAAGAUAAAUCCGAAUAAUCAAAUGUUUUCUUUUUCAAAAUUAUGCAGAAAAAGUGAAAAUUGAGAGCCUUACCUACACUUGCGCUCUAAUUAAUUUUUUUUUUCAUGUUGCAAAUUUUUAACCAGUUCACCCUUUUUUAUUAAUUAUCUACUUGAAAGUUUUCCUGUCUGAAACCUUUUUUCAAAAGAAACAAAAGGGUCUGUGUGAUACCAUUUUGAUGAAGAUACCAGAUAGUAUCUCUGAGAAAGGAGCUUUAAACGAACAAUGAACAGAAACUAGUAAACUAAAAUUUUGAGGUUGGACACAGCUUGCCAAUGGAGCUGGAACACUACGAUGAAGAUAUUUGGCUUUCGAAAAAGUACUUCGCCGGAAAUCCUGCCGUCGUCCCAGUGGCUCCAGUUGAUCUCGUAGAUCAGUCUAAUUGAUCAAAAAUUUCAUUUUCUUUUUUAGGUCGACGGCUGGCUGAGCAAAUUGUCCUCUGAGCAGGGCAACGUAGAGAGAUCGAAUGAAGAGGUUCGAAAAAAGCAAAAGUUCUCUGAUGAACUGGACAAAGUUUAGAUGGAGGCGACGUUCGAGAGCGUCGACUUCUCCGAAAGCGCGUCGUCUUUCGAAAUCGUGAGGCCAUCCUCGAGGGCUGACGUUGAACUUUCUGCGCCUGGCGACGUCCUCAGCAAGGAGUUCAUGGAGGUUUUUUUCCUAGGCCUCAGAAAAUAGAAGGUUUUCACCCAUGUAUGUAGAUGAAGUGAUUGGCUCAGAAGUGAAAAAAUUCAUUCCAAUUUAAAAAUGUAAAGGGAAUUUCCUACUUUCCGCGAUUUAUUAAUUUAUUCUCUGAUUCAUUUUGAGUUGUGGAAUUGUUUUCCGGAUUUUUUGGUUUAAUAUUUUCUCUUCUCCUUUUUCCACGCCGAUGAAGCUUCGCGGCGUUCAUGGCAAACGCAUUGAAACUUUUGAAUUGAUGAAAUAUACCGUUUUCCAAAAAGUCUUUUUAGAGCUUGCGCCGUCCGAUGUGCGAAUGGCUUCUCCGUGUCGCGUCUUCCGCAAAAGAGCAAGAAGUUCAGCAAGUCCAACCCACAGAUAUUCCUCUUCCGACUACGACUGGGUAGCUUGAUCACGCUUGCAUUAUUCAUGAAGUUCAUUUCCAGAAACUAUCAGUUUGAAGACGUCAUUAGGAACAUCCAGUGGUCGAACAAUACCAAGUGGGUGGCUAAAAAUCAAGAUUUCGAAGAAGAGGUACGGUCUCUUGGGAAACGUAGCAGGAAAUUUGAGAUUCAGCAGUCUUGCGUGACCGCUUCAACUGUACGCCCGUCCGAAGAUAGUCAAAAAGUGGAUGUGGGUUUCAAUGAUAAAAAAUAAUUUUUUUUUUCCUUUUUAUUCUGCGAAAAAUUGUUCGAGAGUUUUUUGAAUUUGUAGAUAAAUACUUCGAUGUUUUUUUGCUAAUUUUUAUCUUUUUUUAGACGGGGAAUUUUUAAAUUAGAGCAGCUGGCAACACCUCACGAGGUAAAUACGUGCAUGAAAAACUGCAGCUAAUUUUGGAAGCUGGCUCCUUCAUCUAGAUACCAAAAGUGCAUGAAGAAUUUUUUUAUGAAUAAGAAAAGGGAGGAUUAUUUACUUUCGAGAUAACUUUCGAGAUUUCUAAUGAAAAAGAAAGAAACCUGCCGCUGAUUCUUCGAAGCCAAUUUUGAAAAAAAAAACGAUAAAAGCGUUAAGCGAAUAAUUUCCACUAGAUCCAGAAAUUCGGAACUGAAUAUCAACUUUCUCCAUUAGGAUGCUUCGACUACGAGCGAAGAAACGCUGAUCGCCAACCUCGUGACACUUUUCGAACGGUCCAUCAGUGGAAUGUCGACUCCAGAUGAGCCCGUGAGACUUGAAGACGUCGCCGCUUGGCGGGUGAGUCUCCUUCUUUUAGCAAGUCGAUAAAUCUCCAUUUAUAGGAGAUCCUACGGCAAAUGCAUUCCUCGACGGCAUGGCUACGACGCUAA